This is a messenger RNA of Coregonus sp. 'balchen', 13342 nucleotides long. The record is from the annotation of a GenBank genome assembly. Lineage: Eukaryota; Metazoa; Chordata; Actinopteri; Salmoniformes; Salmonidae.
AUGUUCAGCCCCAGUCUUCAAGUGCUGCUCUUGGGGGUGCGAGGUUGAGAGGGAGGGUAACGCCAAGAAGGGAGAGAAAUACAUGCAUCAAUAGGCUAGGCUCCAUAUUUCUCCUCCUACAAUCCCGUUAUAACGUUGCCUACUCUGACAAUACGGAGGAGAUAGUGUGAAUUUAAAGGUGAGUGAGCUAAGGGGAUAAUUAUUUCUUACGUGUGUGUGGUGGAUGUGAUGAGAUUCUUCAAAUACAUUCGCCGCCUGGUGCGUGACGGGUUAAAUUCUGCAGUUUUUGGUGAGAUGCUCGUGAGGGUGUCUGUUGGCUUUCCCGCAUAUUGAGAUGUUAGGAUAAUAGCCGAUUAUUAUCUGAUAAGGGCUUUAUUGGAUGAAAACAGGGCGUGCUUGUUCCGGAGAAGAUGAAAGGUGAGAAAAUUGUGAUUAGGCUUUCACGUUUAUUGGGGGGAACGAUUGAAACAGACUAUGCGCUUAAUCGGGAUGGUGGUAUGAUGGAACAAACAUUCAAUAAUGCAUUACCAUGCUAAUUUCACAGUCUGCUCUACAGAAUGCCACACAAGGGGACAAUCAUUAGGCUACACAGUUUGGAUAGGCUAGUGCCCUUCCAAUGCCUAUCCCAAUUUAUGACCAUUUAGAUUAGGCCUAUAGCCUAAUGUAAAAUAUUGCUUCAGAAUUUGAGCCAUAGCCUAUGAUAAGAAAAAAUCACUGAAACAAUGUAGCCUAAUAGGGAUAUGCAAUAGGCUAUGUUAUUUGAAAUAUCCCAGAAUAUUCCCAUCAUGGAAUGCAAUAUGUCGCCUUAAUUCGCAGUACCUGUUAAUGCAUGUAGAGAUUAAUUGUAUGACUCAGUUUGGUCCUGUAAGAUUAUUGAUGCAUAAUCCACAUCUAAUCAAUGCAAAUGAGUAGCCUAUGGAUCCUGUCUCUAAUCAGUAUAUCUUAAUAUGUAGGACAAUUUUUUUUUUAAUGAAAUGGUUUAGCCUGUACUGAAUCCAUUAUUUUUAAAGCAUCCAUCCAUCAUAAAUGUAACGAUGUGCUCCUGCAGUCAGCCUGUACCGGCGCGCUGCUGACUCCGGUGCUGUGCAAUGUCGCCCCCGCGGCUUAUAUGUUGAUGACAUAUGGUGGCCUGAGUCUGCGCUGCCUGCAUGUUACAAUAGCCAACAGUUCAGGGACAUGGCGGUAUAGUACAGGAUAGUACAGUGUGUGCUGCUGGUCAUCAGUCAUCACCCAUCACCCGAUCGCUGUUCAAGGAUGGCCUUGGCCUGUAUGUCACUGCUGUUCAAGCCUUUUUAUGCCUGUAAUGGCCUAUUUUCAACUGUCACAAUUAGGAAAUUAUGAAGCUACAUCUCAUCUGUGAGUUGUCUUUCUAUGUCCUCACUUGAAAGACAAUGAUGAGUUGAGGAUAAGGACAUUUACUGUAGCACUCCUCCCCCUCAUGACCUCUGAUCUGACAAGAUCUGACAGGUGAAAGCAAUAUGGUGGAAACCUGUCCACUCCUUUCAUAUAUCAGAGCGAGAGAGACUGAGAGGGGGGCUGAGAGAGAGAGAGAGAAAUACAGAGAGAGAGAAAGACAGAGCGUGAUUGAGAGAGAGAGAGGGAUAGAGAGAAAUAAAGUGAGACAGAGACCUAGACAGAGAGAGCGAUAGAGAGAAUAUUUUUAGAGUACUUUAAGAAGGGAAUGCAGUGGAUAAAUGAAGAGUCAGUCUAUAUCUGUGUGAUGUGAGAUCUCAUCCAUCAUCCAUUUGGAUUUACACAACACUUCCAGGCAGGCAGGCAGCCCAGGGCUGCAUCUCAACAGUCUAAAGUGGCUUCUUCCCCUUGUCUCCUUUCCUUUAUCCGUCUCCUUGCCAAAGGAUGGAUAAAAACAAGAUGGUCGAUGUGUAUUGUUGGGAAUCUGCUGUCAACUAUCAAGUAGUUUCACACUCAUCAGAGCAGAUGAAGAAAAUGAGACAAGGAGAGGAAGCCUCUUCAGACUAUUGAGAUGCACCCAUUGUCAUUUCAGCUAACCAGAAAGCCAUGAUCUCCAGUAAACCAUCUAAAGUAAACAUUCAGCCUGUGUACUGUUCUGUUGGCGCAGUGAUACCUUUUGCUUUUCUGACGCUUCAUGAUUUAAGAAUGUAUUUUCUGGUGAGGGAGGAGAGGAGGGAGAGAGGGAGCGGGUGUUGGUCAUGUGUGUUGUGUCUACAGUAUUUAUGGACAAGUGUGUGUGCAUGUGUGUAUUGUAUCUAAUGUGUGUGUGUGUUAGGGGUGUGCGUUUCCUUGCAGCCUGACUGGAUACUUUGCCUUCACUACAGUGACAGAAGUAUUAGGGGAUAGAUGCACGACCACUGGGGUUAUAUAAGCCAAGGAGGAAAAGGAGAAUUAAGGAAACAAGGUGAAGGAAUGAAGGAUAGACAGAUAGACAGAGACAUCUUUGUGGGGUUCAUGCAUCUGCAGUCAUUGAAGGCUUUUCCGCCUCUUUAAAGGAGCUCAACAAAGGCCUGUCUGUACCUCCUCCUCUCUCCCUUCUUAGUGACCAGAGACUCAGAGGCAGCAUCCUAAAUGGCACCCUAUUCCCUAUAUAGUGCCCUACUUUUGAUCAGAGCCAUAUGGACCCUGGUCAAACGUAGUGGACUACAUAGGGAAUAUGGUGCCAUUUGGGACAAAUCCCAGAGCUCAGAUGAAGACAGACACAGUCUUUGAGUUCAGAGUGGGAUGCUGCUGGAGCUGAGAUUCUAUAAGAUAAGAAGGAGGAAAGGGGCAUGAGAGGAGAAAGCGAGAGGGAGGGAGAGAGAGAGACAGAGAGGGAGAGAAGGGGAGAAAAUAAGAAAGAGAGGGAGGGAGAAAGAGAGAGUGGCAUGGGGUAGACCGGGAAAUAGAAUGAGAAAAGAUAGAAGGACAGAAAGUAGGAGAGGAGAGAAAGUAACAGUCUGACAAAAAAAAAGAGAGAAAGGGACAAAUUGGAAGAUAGAGGAGAUGAUGAUGCAGGGAGGGAAAGAGGAUAAGAGAUGUGGGAAGAAACAGAGAACGAGGGAGGAAGGAAAAUAAAAUAAAGAGAGGGUGGCAGUAAAAAAAGAGCGAAAGACGUGACAGAUAGAGAGGGACUGAGGAAGGAAGAGAGAGUGACAAAUAGAGCAGUCUAGGCGAAUAGGGGACAGAAAGAGGAAGGGAGGAAAAGAGGGAGGGAGGGAGUGAAGGAUAGCAGAUGGCCCAGUCCGGCAGCCCAUGGUUAACAGCCCAAAGGAGAGGAGGCAUGUUUGUGUGUGUGUGUGUGUGUGUGUGUGUGUGUGUGUGUGUGUGUGUCACUGUAAACUCAGUGAGGCGAGCACCAGUGUGUUGUUUCCCUUACAAAAAAAAACAUGUCAAAUUUGUCCUAAAACCAAGUCUGACUCAAAUGUCUGUUUUUCCCACGUGACAUUUUUCACGUGAUUUGUUCACAUGUGGAAGAUUCAUGUGAAACAUCACAGGUGUCCGAAUACCACGUCUGACUCAUGUGAAUGUUUUUUUUUUUUUUACAUGUGACAUUUUUCACGCGAUUUGUUUACACCUGUGUUCACACGUGUCUGUAAACCACAUGUUUUUUCACAUGAUUGAUUGUGUUUUUUUGUAAGGUUUCUGGCCCCAAAUGAUUCGAAACACUAUUUUUUCCUCAUUAAAUGGAGUAGAAGAUCUUGGAUUAUCUGCUUCACAGGUCCUCUAAAAAACGUCAGCGCAGAUACAUUCCCCUUAGGUGCUGUAGUGACACAAAGAUCAACAUGUUUCACAUGCCUGUGUUCACACACAUUUACAUUUACAUUUUAGUCAUUUAGCAGACGCUCUUAUCCAGAGCGACUUACAUAUGAUAUAUGAUAUAACAUGUUCUUAGUACCAUGUAAUUCUUUAGUAAUAAGAACACAGCAAGGUGUUCACAACUUCAUGUCCCAGGCAGAAUCAACCUAUAGAGACAAAAUGAGUGGAUGCCAUUGUUAUUGUGUGAAUGGCUGUACCAAAGGGACACAACUGAUGUGUGGUUGUUGGUGUUGUUGUCUGAGGGACCAUGUUCUCUGGGGCUCUGCUGUGUCCUGUCUUUUGUUUCAGAUUUAAUAAAAUUACUGUGCUUUCAGGCUAUGAUAGUGGCUCAGCUUUCUGCCCAGUGCAGGGUGUAAGAGGCUGGGAGGGAGGGAGGGAGGGAGGGAGGGAGGGAGGGAGGGAGAGGGAGAGGAGAGAGAGAGAGAGAGAGAGAGAGAGAAACAGAGAGAGAGAGAGAGAGAGAAAUAGAGAGAGAAACAGAGAGAGAAACAGAGAGAGCGACAGAGAGAGUGACAGAGACAUGCAGGAGAAGAUUGGAUGAGAGUGUCUUGUAGCAGAGAGAGAAAGCGUGGUUGUGGAAUUAUGACAUUAUCACAUGCUAAUUGUCCUCAUUAACAAAUGAGAGCAGCAGGUUUUCUGUUCCUGCCAACAGAUCAGGUCUCUGAAGAUGGCUUAAUGCUUCCUGCUUUGUUCACACAUUGUCUCUCUCUCGUUCACACACGUACACGCACACACACGAGCGCACACACACACACACACACACACACAUUUUACAUUUACAUUUUUAGUCAUUUAGCAGACGCUCUUAUCCAGAGCGACUUACAGGAGCAAUUAGGGUUAAGUGCCUUGCUCAAGGGCACAUCGACAGAUUUUUCACCUAGUCGGCUCUGGGAUUAGAACCAGCGACCUUUCGGUUACUGGCACAACGCUCUUACCCACUAAGCUACCUGCCGCCCUACACACACACACACACACACACACACACACACACACACACACACACACUGCCAACAGUUCAGGCCUGUGUCUAAAUGUCUAGAUGCUGUCUCCUUUCAUCUCUAGCGUUCAGGAUCUAAAUCUGCCGCUACAGAUGUAGGAUCUUCAUUUGAUCACCCUGUUGCAUUAGAACUUUCCUUCUAUGCAGGACAUUUAAAAUGUGUAGUAUAUUUGAGGUUUAAAAAGGCUUCUGAAGUUUGUAAUUUCCACUUAAAAAUUUCAGACUUGAUUUUCACUUACGAAAAAUGUAUCAACCCCUACAAAAAUGUCCAUUAAUUAUAAUCCACAUAAUAACUCACAUUUCCUGUUGCUGCAGGAUUCUUUUCCAGCUUUAGCAAACUAACUGAAAUUAAGAUCCUACAUCUGUACAUUCAGGUUUUAAAUUCUCUUGUCUGUCAAACCCUCUAGUCUCUAAGUAUGAAGAGGACAUAUUUAGACUAAUACUUCCCUUGAUGUCUCUCAUCUGAAGUCUCACCUCACUGCUCAGAUCAUCAUAACCCUCUCAAUGCUCCAAUUAAUCUGAAUUCUCCAAGACUCAGCGCAUGUUUACACACACACACGCACACAUGCGUGCGCACGCACACACACAAACACACUCACACACACUUCCCUCUUCUCAGGGUCCUAAGAAGGGAAAAGGUGGAUCUCUGUUUGAAACCCAGCCAAGCAAUUACACAGAUCCCCCCAGUCCCAAUUACCUCUGAAAACCAUUAAUUAUUCCCAGGCUGUUUUAAUUCAGGCAUGUUCACUGACACCUAAUCAAUAUACCAAUCCCUGUCUGGGAUCCAGUGGGAGCCAGUGGCGUCCUUGGGUGUAUUCUCCAGGAACCAAACAGACACAAAUAGGCCGAAACGGGAGUGACUAACCUGAACUUGUCCAAUAAGAAACACUCCUUUUCUUUGCAAAACGUUUCUGUUGCAAAACGUUUUGCUACGGUUUGCUAUGGUGUGCACUGAUGAAUACACCCCUAGUUUAAAAACUCAAACAAGCUUCAAUGUGCCUUUAAAGGGAAGGGAUUAUGAAAAAGAAUAGGUUGUUGUUGUUUUUGUUGUUGCAAUAAGUCCAUGUUUCUUUCAAUCUUAAAGCCCCAAUUGCUUGCAGCUUGGUAGUGUAAAUCAACUAUUGACCCUGAGUUGGAAAUGAAUUGGGAACUAUUUACACUACAUGAGCACUGUGCUAGUUUGUUUCUAGGAACAGGGGAGGUGCUGCACUGCAGGCUAUUGUUUGUACAACCACACUUUUCGCAUUGGUGGUAAAUUGAAUUCCCCUGAAUGUCAGGUGUAGGGAUUCAAUGUAGCUAAAAUAUCUACUGAGUGUUUUUUUCUUUAAGUAAUUAGAUUUUUCCAAGAGCAACCUCCUAAAAGCUAUCAUGGGGUGACAGUUGCAAGUGGAUGAAAAACCUUGUCCCUGUUGGAAUACUUUUAAAAUGGCUGAUAUAAUGUGACUGAUUUGGUGGAUUGCUUUCAUGAUCUAACAAUCAUGUUAGAUCAGGAAGGAUGGGGAGAAAGAUACCUGAUAUGUCAGAGAGGAGGAAGAAAUCUUGGGAUGACUGUUAGGAUAAGAGGAACACACACACACACAGGCACGCACACACAUACACACGCAUGAACACACACACACACACACACACACACACACACACUGCAUUCAUCCUCUGUUAAGUCAAGACAACCUAAGUGAUCCAAAGGACAUCCUCUCGGCUCCACUUCAUGCGAUGAUGUCACCAUGAGAUGAUGUCACCACCACAACAUGCUAUCAUUGUCUAUGAAUUGGCUAAGGGAGCAAGAGUCUUGCCCUCCCUUAGCCUUUCCUGUAUCUCUAGUCUGAGUGUCUAACACCAACCCCUCCCUCACCCUCACCCAUCCACCCCAGCCACAAAUCAGAUGGAGAAACAGAAAUAACAACUGAGGGAGGAGAAGAGGAUGUAGAGGUGAAAGAUAGAGGUACAGAGAGAGAGAUGGAGUGGCAUUCUAUUCUAAUGUGCCGCUUAUCAAACACCAUUUUUGUUUAUACUCUAUCUUUCCUUUAUCUUAUCUUCCCUUCAUCUCUCCUUAUUUCCGGACCCAGGAGAUCUGAUGAAGAUGAAGACAGUCAGUGUGGUGGUGGUGCUGAGCUUGCUGCUCUGCUCAGGUAUGUCAUUAAGCCCAGAGAUGUAAGACCAGAUAUGAGAAGGUCACAUGAGAUAAUACUUUAUUGAGGCCCAAAGGGGGAAUGUGAUGGUAGCAGUCAUCCAUCUCUGAUUCAGUUGAGUUAUGUGGAGCUGUCCAGAGUAGUGUGUGUGUCCAGAGUAGUGUGUGUGUCCAGAGCAGUGUGUGUGUCCAGAGUAGUGUGUGUGUCCAGAGUAGUGUGUGUGUCCAGAGUAGUGUGUGUGUCCAGAGUAGUGUGUGUGUCCAGAGUAGUGUGUGCAGGUUCAGUGUGUGGAAUAAUCCACCAGGAGGAGUAAGAGAUUGACAGAGACACAACCCUCAUUUUUGUUUCUUAUGGGUCCUUAAGACACAGCAUAGUUAUUGGUCAUAUAUCUAACGAAUCUGAUGAAUUUAAUUUAUAUGCAUAAAUAUGAAAUAACACCAACCUCUUUUCUCUUUGUCCAUAGCUCUGUCGGCCCCUUUGAAAGGUAAGCAUCCCUGCCAUCUGUUAUAAAUGCAUCAUUAGUUAUGAUAUAGUACUAAGCUUUGUGAUGCGUUUCUGUGGAAAUGUUAAAGAUACCCUCCCACCACCUCCCAGGUAAAGAAGACUCCCAGCAGACCAUGUUCUUUGGGGAGGACUUCCAUCUGCGGCUGCCCUCCCUGGCUGCAGAGGUUUUGUUCCGGCCCAGCAAUGCCCCGGCGGGGGCCGAGGUGGUCAUGAUGCAGGGUAGGUCCGUGGUCAAUAAACGUGCCAAGCUCAACAGUCAGCUCAGUCACCUGAUCCUAGAGAACGUGGGCGAGGAGGACGAGGGGACGUACACGGUGAAGAACAACGAACAGCCAGAAGAGGUCCGACGCAUCACACUCAUCGUCAGAGGUAUGGGGUCUGAGUGUGUGUUUGAAGUAGGAAAGUUUCUCUCUGGGAGGAGUGUUGGAAGUAGGAAAGUUUCUCUCUGGGAGGAGGGUUGGAAGUAGGAAAGUUUCUCUCUGGGAGGAGGGUUGGAAGUAGGAAAGUUUCUCUCUGGGAGGAGGGUUGGAAGUAGGAAAGUUGCUAUCUGGGAGGGGGUUGGAAGUAGGAAAGUUGCUAUCUGGGAGGGGGGUUGGAAGUAGGAAAGUUGCUCUCUGGGAGGGGGGUUGGACAUAGGAAAGUUGCUCUCUGGUAGGAGGGUUGGAAGUAGGAAAGUUGCUCUCUGGGAGGAGGGUUGGAAGUAGGAAAGUUGCUAUCUGGGAGGGGGGUUGGAAGUAGGAAAGUUGCUAUCUGGGAGGGGGGUUGGAAGAAGGAAAGUUGCUCUCUGGGAGGGGGUUGGAAAAGGAAAGUUGCUCUCUGGGAGGGGGGUUGGAAAAGGAAAGUUGCUAUCUGGGAGGGGGUUGGAAGAAGGAAAGUUGCUCUCUGGGAGGGGGGUUGGAAGAAGGAAAGUUGCUCUCUGGGAGGGGGGUUGGAAGAAGGAAAGUUGCUCUCUGGGAGGGGGGUUGGAAGAAGGAAAGUUGCUCUCUGGGAGGGGGGUUGGAAGAAGGAAAGUUGCUCUCUGGGAGGGGGGUUGGACGGUUGGAAGAUCUUCAUCGUCAGACACCAUAGUCUGCAUCCACAUGGGCUCUGGUCAAAAGUACUAAAUAGGUAAUAGGGUACCAUUUGGGACGCAGCCAUACUGAGCUUUUUCCAUUGAGUCUUGGAGUCUUGGCUCAGUCUAAAUCCUUAGGACUAAAUUGAUACUGGCGUUCUCUCUCAAACAUGCUGCCCUGCCACCGUAGCAGUGUGUGCUUCAAACCAUCUGUCUGUCUCAGUCUAGACACAGCUUGUUCCUGCUCAUUCCAUGGUUUAAUCAUGCUGUCACUUAGGUCAACAGGCCAAGCCUUUUACAUCUACACAUGAGCAAUGCUGUAUUAGUGUGGUACAGCCCUGUUGGCUAGCGCAGCAGCAAUGUUCUGAACAGCACUAAGUAUCUGAAUGUAAUGAGAUGAGGAAGACAUAGUCUACAUCCCAAAUGGAACCCUAAUCCCUAUACAGUGCACUACUUUUGACCAGGCCCCAUAUAGGGAAUAGUGUGCCAUUUGGCAUGCAGUUACACAGUCAGAGAGGAAGGAUGAUUUGGUGAUGCUGAGAAGACUGAGCUUUGCUCUGCAUGGACUGGCGUUCCAAGCUGUCUAUUCUGCAGUCACACUGCACGCAACAACUAAUGGUUUUAUGCCACGUCAUUGACUUUGCAGUCGAGCAUCAGAAUGCUAUAUCAGUUGAUGCAGUUGUCUGAUAUCAAAUGAUGCAGUUAACUGUGUGGAGCUAGCUAGCUGUGGGGAGCAGUGACGGCGCCAUAUGGAGUUAACAGUGUGUGGAGAGGAGGUGUGUGUGUAGUUAACAGCGUGUUGCAUACACCAGGCAGUAAUUAUGCAGCUAUUUAACCACCCCAUCCGUCCAUCCCUGCUGUUUUUCUUCUAUCUUUAUCCUCCUUUUCUCUCUCUUGUUCUUCUCCUCUCUGUGCUCUGUCUCUGUCAUUCUCUCUCAUUCUUUUGUCUUUCCUUUCUGUUUCUCUCGCUCUGUUUCCUGAUCUCUUGUCUCCCUCUCAUUCCCCUUGUCCUCCCCUUUUAUACCUUCAUUUCUUUCUCUUGCUCUAUCUCUGUAUCUAACUGUCCCUGCCUCUCCCACCCCUUUCUCUAUCUUUUAGACUGUUCCAACGAGCAGAACAUAAAGUAUGGGGAGAACUACCACAUCCAGCUGGCGGGGGUGGAGGCUCCCAUCACCCUGGAGUACAGGCCCAGUGCUGUGGAGGCCAACCUGACCUCCAGGUACAGUUGUUUCUCUGUCAACAUGUAAACUUCACUGCUUUCCUCAAAGGAGGAUUUACUGUCUCAUAACAUUAAGUCUCCCAUCAAUAUUGAUUAUCACGAUGUAGUGGUUAUAGCGAUAAUAUUGUGAUAUCACGGUAGUAUCAUGAUAUCGCGAUAAUGUCACGGUAUUGUGAUGUUGUGAUACUAUUGUGGUUGUCAUGAUAGUAUCAUGGUUAUCGCGAUAGCAUUAUCAAUAUGAUAAUUAUCAUUACACCAUCAUUAUAUAAUUAUGUUAUUCUGAUCAAUAUCAUGAUUGUUGUGAUAACAAGUUCUAUUAUGGUUCUCCAUUAACCCUAACCCUUCAGGCCGGGCCUGGUUCUGAUGAGCCAAGGAGAGCUCUCCAGAGAUGGGUACCAGGGGCGCCUGAGUGUCAACGAGCGCCGGGUCACCCUCAACGCCGUGACAGGCGCCGAUGAGGGAAGCUACACAGUCAGAGACACUAACAUGAAGAUCAUGAGGAAGGUCUGCCUAAAUGUCAAAGGUACAUUUGUUUUCAUCCUCCCUAUACCUUCUGUGUGCAAACCUUUACCUUGGCUUUUCUACCUUUUUUAUCCAACCUGCUGCAAAUUCACUGUAACGUUAGUCAUCAAUGGGUUUAAAGAUGGAAUCCGCAGUAGGGGAUCAGCGCCACUCUCCGUCCCACCACUGUUGUUAUUGUUUGUGUUUUGCCAAGUGUAACAAUGCUACAUAUUCUGCUCUAUGGGUAAUAAUUCAAGGGAAAACAGUGUAGUUUCAGUACUUCUUGUUGUAAUGCAGAGUGCCAGCUUUCAAUAGAUCGCUUUAUUGUUUUCUGAAGUGAGUUAUCCAUUUUGCGUAUUGUCUUCCAAAAUGUUUUGUUUGUUUAAUGCCCCCUCUCUCUUUCCCCCCUUCCUCUGGAUCUUCUUCUCUUUCCAUCUCUUUAUCCUCUUUUUGUCUCUCUCUUCCGUCUCUUCUCUCUCUUUCUCUCUCUCUCUCCCUCUCUCUCUCCCUCCUCCUCUCCUCCCUCUCCCUCCCCCCCCCCUCCUCCCCUUCUCUCUCCUCUCUCUCUCUCUCUGUCUCUCUCUCUCUCUCUCUCUCCCUCCCUCUCUCCCUCUGUCUCUCAGACCACCAGAACUUUGUGAAGGUGCCGUACGCUGGCACCCUGAAGAUCAACCUGAUUUUGAAUGCCUCCAUGGUGCGGCUGUUCUACACGCCCGACUACGACUUACAAACCAGACAGAUCCUGAACGGGGGACAGUUAACGGUACUGAUUUAAAAUCACUCAAAUUCUACCCUAACUCUACUCCCUAUAGCGCACUGUGGGAUGGUAAGAAGACAUUAUCACUUAUACAUGCUUAUGAGAAGUCUUAUAAUGCAUUAUACCUGUUGGCUUGAAGUAAAGUGUUACCAAAUAUUUAUAUCCAAGUGAUUUACUUUUAUUUGCCAAUAAUAAAAAUCGUCUUACAAUGUUGAAGCAAAGUGAUUGAACUUUUGAACCUAGCAUGGCUCUUGGUUGAUGAUAGGUGCCAGCGGACCUGGAUCUGGAGGGGCGGAUCUCUCUGGAUCCGUCUGUGGUUAUUCUGGACCAGGUCAAGGCCAGCGACGCCGGACAUUUCAGGGUCACGGACAUACUGGGGUUUCCUGUGUCCAACGUCUACCUGGAAGUGGAGGGUGAGGAGAGGGGGAUGGGGGAGGAGAACAGAGGAGAGGAGUAGGGAGGAGAGAGGGAUGGGACGAUGAAGGAGAUGGAGAGGGGGAUGGAUGGGAGAAGAGUUGGCCAGUUCAGGGUCAUCGACCAACUGGGAACCAACCGUGUGUCUUACGUCUAUCUGGCGGUGGAGGGUGAGGAGAGGGGGAGGGUCAGGGGUUGGAAUGUCAAUGAUUUACUAACUGAUAAAACCUGGGAAGAAUGUAUUAACAUUCUCUCUCCUUUCCUCCCUUCACCUCUUUCUCCUCUCACGUGUCUGCUCCUUGCCCCCCUCUCCUCUCUCCCACUUCUAUCUCCUCUCCCUUUAUCUCUCUCUCCUCUCUGCGUAUCUCUCUCUUCUCCUCUUCUCCUCUGUCUCUCCCCUCUCUCCCCUUUGCCACACUCCCCCUCUAUAUCCUCUCCCUCCCCUCUUUCUCCCUUCUCCCUACUCUCCCUCCCCCUCCCCUCUCUCCUCCAGCCUACAAGCUGCCGUCCCUCUACGUGGCGAUCAUAGCACUGGUGGGCUUCCUGGUCUUCCUGCUGUUGGUGUGUCUGCUGUCCUGCCUGGUCAAGCAGAGGAAGAGGGCUGCCAAGGCCCGAGCAAUCGAGAAGAUUGCCCAGAACGCAGGCAAGGAGGACGAGGGAGAUGCCUUCAGACAGGUACCACAGAGACAGAGACAGAGACACUGGUGAUGUCUCAAAUGACACCCUGUUCCCUAUAUAAUGCUCAGCACUCGACAUAACAUGUAUGUGUGGUUUCCAGGUGGUGAAGAACAUUACUCAGUUUGAGGAGUCAAUAGCCCAGUCCAUCGACAUCACAGAGAAGUCUCAGAGCACUGAGGUGGACAUUAAAGUAAGUAUUAGUGACACAGUGGUUAUUUCUGUAGACUUGAGGGAAUUAAUGAGAAUAACGGAAGGGGAAUUUUGUCUAAAUAGCUGUUAAAAUCUACUCUCCUGUCUUCACCCUGACCUCUCCACUCUGACCUCUGUGUGUUGACCGCAGGGUCUGGAAGUGUCGUCCAAGGAGGUGGCAGGUGGUAACCUGGAGACCAGCGACUCAGGGGUGGAGUUUAACACCACUGGCCUCCCAUUGGACACUGACACUGAUGUCCCCGACCAGAUUCCAGAAUCAGAGGCUGAGGCUGAGAGUGUUGCCUUCGUCCCAGAAACCAAGCCAAGCCCACCCCUGGUUACCAAACCGAGCCCGGUUCCCGAGAUCAAGAAAAUCUCUGAACCAGCUCCUGAACCAAAGUUGACCAUAACCAAACCCGUUGAGACCAAACUCAGCCCAAUCCCAAGCCCGGUCUCCAAGCAGGCUCCAAGCCCCAUUGCCAAAACACCUGAACCAGCCAAAACUCCUGAAUUUAAAACUCCUGAAUUGAAAACUCCUGAAUUGAAAACUCCUGAUUUGAAAACUCCUGAACCGAAAACAUCUGAAUUGAAAACACCUGAACCAGCCAAAACACCUAUUGCUGUGUCUCCAAGCCCGGUGUCCCCUAAGCCAACCCCACCCCUGACCCCUGUCUCCAAACCAACUACACCCCAGCCAUCAACCCCCGAACCCCCCAAGCUGGUGACACCAGCCCCCGAACCCCCCAAGCCGGUGACACCAACCCCAGAAUCCCCCAAGCCUGUGACACCAACUCCCGAACCCCCCAAGAUGCUAACACCAACCCCGGAAUCCCCCAAGCCUGUGACACCAACCCCGGAAUCCCCCAAGCCUGUGACAUCAAUCCAGACUCCGACCCCAACCUCAAUGCUGAGCCCUGAACCUGCUCCAACCACCAAUGGCACACCCGAACCACCAAUACCUGAAUCCAAACCUGACACUGCUCCGGCCCCAGUGGGUCUGAUCGAAAGUCCUGUCGCCAAGGCAACCCCUCCUAAAACCCCUGAGGUGGAGGUGACCGCCCCAUGUAGUCCAUCCCUUGAGGCCAAAACUGACGCCCCAGCUGAGGACAACACCGCCACCACCGCAACCUGA